This is a messenger RNA of Nerophis lumbriciformis (worm pipefish), 828 nucleotides long. Lineage: Eukaryota; Metazoa; Chordata; Actinopteri; Syngnathiformes; Syngnathidae. The record is from RefSeq and is a predicted model, not a curated record.
AUGUCGGUGGCCAUGACCAAGGCGGACGGGGUCACGAUGCUGACUCUGACCACUGACCCCAAAAGUAACUGGCCCCCGCUGUGUCAGAUUCUGGGAGGCCUGUGUUACACCCCCGCUUGUUGCUCGGUGUCCCGGCACUUGAGAGGUGUCAUGGGGACCUCUCAGUCAGCUUUGGGGGCGCUGCACAUCAUGACGGGUCUCCUCAGCAUCGGCCUGGGGGCCAUACUCAUGAGCAAUGGACCUGCUUCAUUUUGGGAAAUGGAUUUUACGGGUUUUCCUCACUGGCUAGGAGCGCUGUUCAUUCUCUUCGGCAUCGUCUGCAUUUUGUCCGAGAAGUUCCCGAGUCCGUGUCUGGUGUUGGUCAACGUCAUUCUAAACUUCUCAGGAAUCGCCUUCGCCAUCGCCGGCAUUGCCCUUUACGCCGGGAACUUGACUGGCAUCUCCCUGGAGUGGGGUUUUUGUCGAAAAAACCGUAAUGAUUAUUACGUCGGAAAGCGUUCCACCCUAAGUCCCGCCGGCAUUAAGUACCAACUUCGCUGCUUGGAGGCAAAAGACCUGAUUUUGAUGCUGGCGCGAGGCAUCAACGGCGUGGCCAUCGCGCUGUGCGUCCUGGAACUCUUCCUGCUCAUCAGCUCCGCCGUAUUGGCCAUCAAAUCUCUGUGCCGAAUCGGACGCAACAACAACGGGGACGACCGACAGCAGCAGAAUCUUGACCAGCCGGAGGGGUCGUACGCGCCCGAGGAGUCAGCGACGAGCAACGGCGGUGGCGUUUCCGUAGUCCUCCGCGUCCCCUACAGUUGUCCCCGAAUGCGCUCGGACCGCUCCUGA